CAUUGUUUUCUUCUUUAAAGUGAGAGCGCACUUCUUCACCUUCUUGUCAGAACCAAAAGCUCAAAGCCCACACAACUCCCAAUUAUACGAUACAAAUAGAAAGAGCAACUCUUACCAUUUCAUUUUCCCUUUCUCUGUCUCAAACCAUCUUUUCUGGUCGUAAAUUAAAUAAAGGAAAUUCAUCACGUCAUGCCAUUAUUGGAGUAGUGCAAGUCUUCCCGGGUUAUUGGGAAGAAUUAUUGCUUGCAAAGGCAUGGCGGGUAAUUGCACGGAGGGUUUAGGUGAUGAUUUUUUGGAGCAGAUGUUGGUAUUACCUUCAGUGUAUAGCGAGAGUGGUGGGUACGACUUUGGGAGGAGCGUAGGAAGCAUGGCAAUAGGUGUGGGCAUGCCUUUGGAGUUUAAUUUGGAGCAUGGCUUUCUCAGACACCAACAAAGUAGUGUUGGUGGUAAUGACUACGAUCACCUUCCUCUCAAUAAUGCUAACAACACCACUACCUCAUCCUCUUCUUCUUCAGGAAUCACUGAAAGGGAUUCGAUGCAUAUGAGGGGUCUGUAUACAACGUUGGGACAGCUGCAUGGUCACGGCGGUGCCCAAUCUACGGUGCCGUCUCCUGCUCCAUUACUUCCGCCGCAUCACCGUCAGUUGCAGCCCCAUCAUGGGCAGCCACCAGCUCCAGUAUCUGUUGCUGCUGUUCCACAAGCAAGUGGCAUACGCCCUCGAGUGCGAGCAAGAAGAGGUCAAGCCACAGAUCCACACAGUAUUGCUGAGCGAUUACGUCGUGAAAGAAUCGCUGAAAGAAUGAAGGCCUUGCAGGAACUAGUUCCCAGCGCCAAUAAGACGGACAGAGCAGCCAUGCUUGACGAAAUUGUGGAUUAUGUCAAGUUCUUAAGGCUCCAGGUUAAGGUCCUUAGCAUGAGUAGAUUGGGAGGAGCUGGUGCAGUUGCUCAGCUUGUGGCUGAUGUUUCCCCUUCUGCAUUGGAGGGUGAGGACAUAGUAGGUGGAGCCAAUAAGCAAGCUUGGGACAAGUGGUUCAAUGAUGGCACAGAACAGGAAGUUGCUAAACUUAUGGAAGAAGAUGUUGGAGCUGCUAUGCAAUUUCUUCAGUCCAAGGCACUUUGCGUCAUGCCAAUAUCUCUAGCAUCAACCAUUUUUGGUACUUCCAUAUCAGAACCACCAUCACUCCUCACGCCUGAAUCAAACAGUUGACAAACAAUACAAAGGUUUGUUUAGCACAAUUCUCAUUCACAACUUUGGUCUUUUCUUCCUUUCUUGUGACAUGGCAAGCCUAUUUCUACUUUAUUAUUUACUUUAUAAUUGAUUCUCUAUUGGAUAAAGGGAUCAAGUUUGUGAUGUUGUUCAAUGUUUUCAAGCUUUGUCAAACACGGAAUGUCAUUCCAAAUAAGUUAAACAGGAUUAGCCUCAACAUGUUCUUGUAAUAUCGGUAGGGGGGUAGGCGGUGAAAGACCAAUAUUUGAGGUGGAUGGUUUUUUUUUUUACUUUGUUAUUGAUUUUGAAUUGGUGGAAAGUGAGAUCGAUUAAAAUGAAGGUAUGGGUGUAUGACGUAUCUGAAGAGAACUUCUAGUUAGCUGCCUUGUAAAGCUGUUUGAAAAUUAGAAAAGUUAGUAUUUUCUCGCCCAAAAGAGGACUUUUCAAGUAAAUAAUUGUACAGUACAGGUGAGUUUCGUUUGCCUCUUUGAAAAGUGAAUUGUCCCCUAUUGAAAGAUUAUUGAACCUAACGAUAACGAAGAAAGUGAAAAAAAGAAGCCUUCUUAUCUUUCCAUUAAUAUUCAUAAUUUUUUUAUUUAGAGAUGGGUGAGAAUCUCUCUUAGUUAAUGUAGGCAGUAGACAAGGCCAUAAGAAAGAUUUAUUCUUUUUUUUUUAAAAUCUGUUUAAAAAAAUUAUUUAAUGAUUGAUCUUGACGGUGUUUU
Messenger RNA from Abrus precatorius (Indian licorice), 1929 nucleotides. Its product is annotated as transcription factor UNE12-like. Bases 254 to 1207 code for a protein of 317 amino acids. NCBI's taxonomy places the organism in Eukaryota, Viridiplantae, Streptophyta, Magnoliopsida, Fabales, Fabaceae. Gene Ontology annotation, molecular function: DNA-binding transcription factor activity, RNA polymerase II-specific; RNA polymerase II cis-regulatory region sequence-specific DNA binding; protein dimerization activity. Gene Ontology annotation, biological process: regulation of transcription by RNA polymerase II. The record is from RefSeq and is a predicted model, not a curated record. Gene Ontology annotation, cellular component: nucleus. The transcript has 8 exons.